AUGAAUAAUGAAGAUUUCUUUUGGAAAGUUUUUCAUAAUAAAUUUUUAUUACGUUGUAUUAUAAAACAUAUUCAAAAUACAGAAUGGGUAGAAUACGAUGACCCAAAACAAAUUCAUGCAGAUAAUAGAUUAAAGUUUAAAGAUAUUCACUCAUUAAGUUGGAUGAUAAAUAAAAAGUUAUUUUCAUUAAUAAAAUGUAAAUUACAAUCAAAUAAUGAUUAUAUACAAAUUGAUAAAGAUUCAAUAGAUAUAUUAUUUACAACGAUUUCAAAUUUAUCAAUAAAUUCUUCAUCAUCAUCAUCAUCAUCAUCAUCAUCAUCAUCAUCAUCAUCAUCAUCAUCAUCAUCAUCAUCAUCAUCAUCAUCAUCAUCAUCAUCAUCAUCCUCAUCCUCAUCCUCUUCUUCUUUAGAAAUAUUAAAAGAAAUUAUCCAUUUGUUAUUAGAAAAGAAGAGAACAGAAGUUGAAAUUACAGAUUUAACAUUUUUAGCAGUGAAAUGUAAUUGUAUUUGUGUAUUGGAAAUUCUUACCAAUGAUCCUUACUCUAUUAUAGUUUAUCCAUCAACUUUUGAAUUUGCAAUUUUAAAUUCAAACCCAACAAUAGUUUCAUAUUUAAUAUCAACUUUUAAUAAAACAUAUAAAGAAUUCAAUUUAAUAAUUGAUGAAAUUAUACAAACUAAAUCAUUCUCAUUUGCAUUAAAAAAUAAUAAUUUUAAAGAAGAAAUGAUUUAUUAUAUAAUUAAUAUAUUAAUAUUACCAGAUAAUAAUAAUAGUAAUAAUAACAAUAAUAAUAAUAACAAUAAUAAUAAUAAUAAUAAUAAUAAUAAUAAUAAUAAUAAUAAUAAUAAUAAUAAUAAUAAUAAUAAUAAUAAAAAUAAUGAAGAACCACCACAAAAAAGAAUUAGAUAUAGUAAUAAUAAUAAUAUUAAUAAUAAUAAUAAUAAUAAUAAUAAUAAUAAUAAUAAUAAUAAUAAUAAUAAUAAUAAUAAUAAUAAUAAUAAUAAUAAUAAUAAUAAUAAUAAUUUUAUUGAUUUUAAAACAUUUAAAUCAUUAAAAUGUUUAAAAACUAAAUGUAAAUUAAUGGAAUUAAAUUUAGUUAUUAAAACAAAUAUUGAUUUUUUAGAAGAUGAAGAAUCAUUUAUUAAAUUAUCAAUUGAAGAAUUGAAAUAUUUAUUAGUGAUAAUAAGAAAAUAUAAUAAUAAUAAUUGUGAUAAUAAUAAAUUACAAGAAAUAAAUGAAGAAAAAGAAUUACAAAAAUUAAUAAUAAUUGAAUCAAAUAGUAAUAGAUACUAUAAAGAAUAUAUAUAUAAAUAUAGAGAAUUAAUAAAUGAGAUUGAAUUAGAAUCAAUUUAUAAGAAUCAAAUUAUAGAACAAAUUAAUUAUAAUUAUCAAAUUGAAUUUAUUAAUUUUUUUAGAUACUUAAAAGUGUUUCAUCAAUUUAUUAAAUUUACAACAACUCAAACAAAUUGUGAAAUCGUUGAUUAUAAUAAUAAUAAUAAUAAUAAUAAUGGUUGUAGUGAUUGUAAUAAUUUAUCAUUUAAAGAUAUAUUCCAAAGAAUUAUUAAAGAAAUUAAAGAGAAUCAAUUAAUUUGGAAUCCAAUUUUAAUUGAUUUAAUUAGUAUUGGUGUAGAUGGUAAUGGAUUUAUUAAGGAGAAGAUAAUUAUAAGAGAUAGAGAGACAAUUGAUUGGAUUACAAAUAUUAAAUUGCCAUGGUUAAAGAAAAUAAUACUUGGUGAGAAUGUAUAUAGUUUUAAUAAAUUUGAAAUUCAGUCAUUGGAAUUAGCGAUUUAUACUGAAAAGGAUACAAUUUUACCAAGUCUAUUUGAAAUGGCUGGUUUGAAUUCAAUUAGAGCACAAAUAUACAAAAAUACAUGGGUUGAGGCUAUAAAGAAUUGUGAUAUUCAAAAUUUAAAGAUACUAAUUUCAUCACCAAUAAAUUUAAAAAUUCAAUUUUUUCAUUUAAAUGAUUUCAUUCAAGAUCAGAAUAAUAAUAAUAUUGGUAUUAGUAAUUCAAGUGAUGGUAACUGUGGUUGUAGUGAAGAGAAUAGUGGUAAUAUAAUUUUAAAUGAAGAAUCAAUUAUUAAAAUUAUUGAAUUUUAUAAUUCAUAUGGAUUUUCAUGUUUUUCAUAUAAUUCAUUGGAAUUAUUUAUUAAAGAGAUUGUAAUGAAAUCAAUACCAAUUAAUCAAGUAUUGGAAUUAAGAUUGGAUUUAUCAUUGAUGAAUAAAGAUUCUUUAUUCUUCUUUUUAAUAGAGUCAAUGUUGUUCUCUGAUAUUGUAAUGAUUCAUUUAUUAUUGAUAAAUAAUGAUAUGGUAGAACAACAGAUUUUCGCAAAUGAUUAUUUCGAAUUCAGUAGAUUAAAACAAUGUAGAUACAUUUUCGAUAAGGAUCGUAACAUCUUUCAUUAUGAUCAAUUCAUUGCGAAUAGAAUAGGUGGUUGUACAAAUAAAAUCAAUAAAGUCAAUAGUAAUACCAUAAUAGAUAUCAUUGAAAAGUUGGUUUGUAAAUAUAGACAAUCCAAUUUAGUUGCUUCAAAUAAUAAAUCAGUUAAACAAGCGUAUAAUGAAAUUUUCAAUUACUACUUUGAAAAGUUAAUUCAAAUUAAAGGUAUCUCAAUUGAUUUGGUUGAAAAGAUUUAUUUUAAAUUAAUAAAUCAACUUUCAAUUUCAAUAAAUCAUACAUUAUUUCAUUCAUUCUAUUAUCUUCAAAUUAGGUCAACAAAAUUAUCAAAAUGUAUACUUACAAAUCCAUUCAUUUCAAUUAUUAUUCAAUCUGAUUAUUCAAAUUAUUAUAAUUGUUCAACUGAAUAUGGCACAAAUUCUGGUGUUGGUAAUAUUGGUGGCGGUGGUGGUGGCGAUGGUAUACCGGAUAUUAAGGAUUAUUUAGAUACAAAUGUAUUCACUUAUAAUUAUAUUUUAGGUCGUACUUUAAAAGAUAAUUAUAAUAAUAAUAAUUUUGAAUUUUCAAAUUCAUUAAAUGAUAUAAUUGAAAAAAUUAUAUAUCAAUUAGUUCAUAAUUAUAUUAUAUUAUUCGAAGAGAAACGUGGUAUUUAUAGAAUUGUAUUACAAGUUUUAAUGAAUGUUUAUUUACAAUAUUGUUUAGAGAUUAAAAAUAUUGAUUUAUUUUUCAAACAAUUACAAUUCAUUCAAGUUUAUUUAAAUAAAGAGAAUCAAAGUGGUCAUUUCGAUCAAAAUGAAUUAUUUCCACACACAACACCAAUUCAUAAAUCACCAGCUUCAACCAUUCUAUUAACUAGUAAACUCUAUGAAACCACUGCUGGUGGUGGUAAUGCUAAACAGUUUCCAAUGAUUCCUUUAUCGAAACCAAUGUUAUCUUCAAAUUGGAUGACAACUCAAGAUUUAAAUUCUUCAACAGAGGCAACUACAACACCACCAACUAAUCAUGCAAUGAUCUCUUUAAUGAAAUCUUUUAAACCACAAUUCUUGGUAAACUCAUUCAAAUUCUCUGCAAGUGUUCUUAAAUUGGCUUGUAGAUUAAUGGAUGUUGAUAAUAUUCAAAGGUUAAUUGAAUUCAAUUUCUAUCAAACUCCAUUUCAAAAAAUUGUUUACUUUUGUUCAAUUCUGAGUGGUUGUUUUGAAAUUUCAAAAUUCAUUUUAAAUAAUUAUGAAAUUGAAAUGAAUGAUUUAAAUAAAAUGGUAAUAAUACCAGUACCACCAUCAUCAUCAUCAACAACAACAUCAUCAUCAAUUACACAACCACAACUAGAUCCAAUUACUACGACAACAACAGCUACAGACGAUGAUGAUGAUGAUAAUAAUAAUGAAGAUGAUAUUCAAAGUAAACAAAUCCAAUCACCAAAAUUAAAUCGUGACCAUUAUUUAGAAACAAAGUUUUUACUUGAAAAUUAUUUUGAAAAAGUUAAAUAUCCAAUUAGAUUCAAAUUUGAUAAAAAUAAAUUUGAAAUGAAAUUGUUCACUUUUAGAUUCUUUGAAUUAUUAAAUAAUUAUUUUCAAAAGAAUGAAAAUAAAUAUAGAGAAUUUAUAAAUCAAAAUUUAACUUUAAUUCAAAGAAAACAAUUAUUAGAAGAAUUGGUUUUAAUUUUAUUAAAUCAACAAAAAAAACAACAACAACAUAAUCAUCAACAACAGCAACAGCAAGAACAGCAACAAGAACAGAAACAACAGAAAGAACAGGAAGAAGAUGAAGAUGAAGAAGAAGAAGAUGAAGAAGAAGAAGAAGAAGAUGAUGAAGAAGAUGAAGAAGAUGAAGUAGAAGAAGAUGAUGUGGAUGAAGAUGAUGAUGAAGAAGAGCAAGAAGAAAUUGUAAAUAUAGAUUAUAGAAAAUUAAAUCAAAUUUAUAAACAAUCAGAGAUUCAAGAUAGUUUAAAAAUUUUAUUUGGUCAAUUGUUAUUUAAUAAUGAUGAAGAAAAUGCAGAUAAAGAAUACAGAAAUCAAAAUGAUAAUAUUUUUAUUAAAUACUUUAUAAAAGGAAAUAUUCAAAUGUGUAAUCUAUUUUUAAAAUAUUAUCCAAAUCAAUUUAAAAUAACAACUUAUGCUAUCACUCAAGCUAUCAACAAAGAUAAUAUUCAUAUUUUAAAAUAUUAUUAUAAAAAUAAUAAUAUUAAUAAUAAUAUUAAUAAUAAUAAUAAUAAUAAUAAUUAUAAUAAGAGUCAAAUAAUAUCAAUAUUACCAAACCAUAUUCUUGAUAAUAAUAAUAGAUUUGAAAAUUCUUCCUCUUUCUUCAUUUCAAGUAACAAGGAUUUAGUGGAUCAUUUAAAAAAAGAACUAAACAAUCAUUAUAAUUAUAAAUUUGAUUUAAAUUGGUUAAAUUAA
Messenger RNA from Dictyostelium discoideum AX4, 4788 nucleotides. RefSeq lists its product as hypothetical. The record is from RefSeq and is a predicted model, not a curated record. Bases 1 to 4788 code for a protein of 1595 amino acids. NCBI's taxonomy places the organism in Eukaryota, Evosea, Eumycetozoa, Dictyosteliales, Dictyosteliaceae. The transcript has 2 exons.